This is a messenger RNA of Acipenser ruthenus (sterlet), 3525 nucleotides long. RefSeq lists its product as uncharacterized. Gene Ontology annotation, biological process: DNA integration. The transcript is spliced from 3 exons. Bases 263 to 1369 code for a protein of 368 amino acids. Gene Ontology annotation, molecular function: nucleic acid binding. The record is from RefSeq and is a predicted model, not a curated record. NCBI's taxonomy places the organism in Eukaryota, Metazoa, Chordata, Actinopteri, Acipenseriformes, Acipenseridae.
GGUUAGGCUCACGUUCAGAACGUCAUGGCGGAUUCCAGUAACUUGCAUGUAAUUAUCGAGCGCGCAGUUGCUGCUGGUGUAAGGGCCGCGCUACAGGCUGGAACAGCCAGCGGUGCUCAACCACCAGAAACUGAGGGACGGGUACGGAUGUCAUCCGUGGGACUACGACAGUCGCAUUCGGGCUGCGGAGAGCCAUCAUGGGCCUGGGGAAGGAUUGGAUGGAAAUUGUGGAAGACCCAGACAAAAUGUCUCAAAAGAAGAAAUGGAACAUUUGCUCUCAUUAAAAACAAAAUUGUCUGACGUUGCAUCCAUACUUGGGAUUUCAAGACCAACUCUGAACAGACUAAUGAGAGAAUAUCAGAUCACUGGACCCACAUUUUCAACUUUAAGUGAUGAGCAGCUUGAUGCUGCUGUAUGUGAGAUAAAAGUCCACCACCCACAUGUAGGAGAGAUAAUGCUAAAUGGCCACCUGCGGUCUAGAGGCAUAUUUAUUCGGAGAAACCGUCUCAGACAGUCUUUAAAGAGAGUGGACUCUCAUGGUAUUGAGGCUCGGAGGAGCAGAACAAUACAGCGACGUCUGUACUCUGUGCCAUGCCCAAAUUACUUAUGGCAUAUAGAUGGUAAUCACAAAUUGAUUAGUUGGAAAUUAGUGGUUCAUGGUGCCAUGGACGGAUUUAGCAGGAUGGUAAUGUUUCUACGGUGCUCAAAUAAUAACCGAGCAGAUACUGUAAAGCACAAUUUCAGACAGGCAGUGUCUGAGUUUGGCAGACCACUUCAUGUGAGAACAGAUCAUGGAGGAGAGAAUGUCCAUGUUUGGGAAGACAUGUGCCAAACCAGAGGAGAAGGUUCUGUCUUCACAGGAAGUUCAGUACACAAUCAGCGCAUUGAACGUUUCAACAGGGACUUAAACAGAAAUUGCAGCCAAGUCUAUGCUCCUGUGUUCUACGCCUUAGAAUCCAUGCACCUGUUGGACCUAGACAAUAAAACUGACCUCUUUAGCCUUCACUACGUUUAUCUUCCAAGGGUCAAUCGUACACUGAAUGAAUUCAGAGCUGCGUACAACCACCACUCUGUGUCUUCAGAGGGAAACAGAACACCACUCCAGCUGUUCAUGGGAGAGAAGCAUCUGUUGUACAUUCAUAAUCCACAUGCUGAAGCUGAGGAAAGAGCAGUUCCCUCACAACCAACAAGUGCUCCUCCUACCAAUGAAACAUUUUGUCCACUGAAUGAAGGAGAUUUACAAGAACUCUCAGAAACAAUUGACCCCCUUGCAAAUGACCACAAUCACGGUAAGACUUUCUUUCAGAGUCCAGGAAUUUAUUUACAACAAAUUAUCAAAUUCCCAGUAAAUAAAUUAAUAGUGGUAUGACCCAGUUUCUUCCAUAGCUAACUUAUGCCCAUAUUAAGUCAAUUUGGUCCCACCUGCUAAUUGCAAAUUACAAUAUGUACUUAUCAAUGUUUAUUUUUAAUUUAAAAAGCUGCUUCUACUCAUGGAAACACCAGCCAUCAAAUACUGGGUUAUAAUUUGCGAUUAGUGAGUGGGUCAAAGUUUUGAUUUAACCUGUGCCUUUCGUUUCCCUGUGAAAACGACUAAUUAUAUCGGUGGUUCUCAACCCUGGUCCUCGUGGACCCGUGUCUGCUGGUUUUCAUUCCAGCUGAGUUGUCAGUUACUUAAUUGAACACUUACCUGAACUAUCUCCACCUGUUUCAGAGCUGAAAACAACAGAAACGGUAAAAAAUAAGCCAAGUAUUAGUUAAAUUAAUGAUUCCAUUAGGUAUUUAAGGGCUCAGUUGGAACGAAAACCAGCAGACCGAGUUACGCGAGGACCAGGGUUGAGAACCACCGAAUUACAUGACUUGUUGCAUAUGUGUUUAACUGCAUUCUUCAACACCAAAACUCAAACACUUCUGAACUGCUUUCAUUUCUAUAAAUGAGGUAAACGUAUGUCUGCUUACUCUGUGCAGUUCAGUGGUGUUCAAUCCUGGGCCCUGCGACUCACUGGGUCGACUGGUUUUUGUUCCAGCUGAUCUAUUCAUUAAUAAAUUGAACUAAUAAUGAGCUUAAGUUACUUGAGCCCUAAUGUGAAAUAUCUUCACGUGUAAGAGCUGAAAACAAUAGAAAAGGUCUUAAGCUCAUUAUUUGUUCAAUAAAGUAAUUAAGGGAUCAGUUGAAGGGAAAACCAGCAGACACGGGUAUGCGAGGGCCAGGAUUGAAAACCACUGGAAUAGUGUAUAUAAAGCUGUUUUAUAUUUUUGUUUUUUGUAUAUCGAUUGUUUUGUUUGUUCUGUUCUUCUGCACUGUACACUGGCUUCCUAUCCCAGGUCUUAUAUUUAAUACCCAUGUCCUUAACCACUGCUGUCUUUUUUUCAAUGUACUCCACUCCAUCCUACCUCCAAUCUCUGAUCUCUCCCUUGUUCCUCUUCUACAGGCUGACUCAAUUUCAAAAUCAGGAAAAUAAAAUUUAAAUUCUUGAAAUCCUAUUUUUGUUUAGUUUAAUAAAGGACAAAUACAAGUGGGCUUAACACUAGAACUGAUGUGAGCAGGAGGAUGAUGGCUGUGUGGUCCAGUGGGGCUUGUAACCAGGAGGUCCCCGGUUCAAAUCCCACCUCAGCCAGUGACUCAUUGUGUGACCCUGAGCAAGUCACUUAACCUCCUUGUGCUCCGUCUUUCGGGUGAGACGUAAUUGUAAGUGACUCUGCAGCUAAUACAUAGUUCACACACCCUAGUCUCUGUAAGUCGCCUUGGAUAAAGGUGUCUGCUAAAUAAACUAAUAAUAAUAAUAAUGGGAAAUGUAGUUCUGAAGGGGUCAAAAUAACUUCAUUGGCAUUUCUAGUCAAAGGUACAUGAAUAUGCACAUGCUGUAAAUUGUAUUAUCAAACUGAAAUGUUAAAGUAGUCUACACAAUAAAUGAGAUGAAUAAUUCAUUAAACUUUAUUAUUUGCACAAAAGAGCUUUAUCUUUAAAAAGCUGAAAAACUGAUUUGGUCGGCUUAAAGUGUACAAUAGCCCGAUUUUCAUGAGUUUUAUACUGCUUGUAUGUCAUCUUAUAUAAGACACGAUUUUUUUUAUUUUUUUAUUAUUCAUGUUUCUGUAUGCUACACAAAUGGACUUGAACCUGAAUGUUUUCUUUAUUUUUAACAAUAAAGGAGGACAACAUUUCUGUCUGUGACAAUCUUAAAUUUAUUUCCACAAUCUGUUUAAUUGUUCUUACGUAAAAAAUAAAUAACCAGAUUGUUGUGAGGGAAAAACAUUAACACACUGUAGUUUAACAAAUUUGUGCAACAGGUGUAUUCCAUGACACGUCCUAGUUGAAUUUUAAGUAAGAAAAAUCUAUAAAAACAAUGUAGUGACAAUACAGAACAUCAUGAACUGGUGAAUUAACAGCAUUUGUAUGUACUUGCCAUUAUGAAUAUGAAAUACUUAAACCACAAAGCUAGUUCAUUGUCAUGUCAAGUACCAAUGUAAAACCACAAGCUUCCUUCCUAUCCGGUUUUCAUUUUCUACUACAUUUACAAAAUCAAAUUG